Corythoichthys intestinalis (scribbled pipefish) is the source of this 2051-nucleotide messenger RNA. RefSeq names its product neurogenic locus notch homolog protein 1-like. The transcript has 9 exons. Gene Ontology annotation, biological process: protein localization to ciliary inversin compartment. Gene Ontology annotation, molecular function: protein binding. The coding region runs from base 1 to 1872 and encodes 623 amino acids. Lineage: Eukaryota; Metazoa; Chordata; Actinopteri; Syngnathiformes; Syngnathidae. The record is from RefSeq and is a predicted model, not a curated record. Gene Ontology annotation, cellular component: ciliary inversin compartment.
AUGUUUCGCCCAGGAAAGUUGUCUAUACCGGCUAAUAUUUCGGCCAAAAUUGAAAGAAGUCCAUAUAUCGGCCUGAUAUAUCGGCCGGCCAAUACAUCGGUCAAACUUUACCAUCACUAUUCAAAAUGUCCCCGACGCUACGAGGGGGAGUUGUGCCAGCCUGAUAUGGAAGAGUGUGCCCAUGGCAGCCAGUGCAUGAUCAAGAUGGACGCCUUCCUGUGCCGCUGCCCCAAAGGAGGGCGUCACGCCACUCCACGGCAAGCCACGUUCCGCUCGUCACAACGGUGCUUUUUCUCGGCGCGGGAAGUUUACGGUCUGUACCUGGCGGCAGGCACAGUGGCCGCUUCGGCCCCGGCGGGCGUCGGCACGGCGGCCGCCCGCAAGCGGCGCCGCCAGCACGGUCAACUCUGGCUACCCGAGGGAUUCCGGACCGGCGAUAAACUAAGACGCCGGGCCGCUGGGGAAGAUGAAGCGGAAUUGAGGCCAUCAAAGAACUCCACGGACAAUUUGCUGACGGAUGCUCUCCCCGACAUCACAUUGGGCAACAACAGCUUUGAGGUGCCGGACGGUGAUCGCCGGCAGUGGACGCGGCAGCACCUGGACGCGGCCGACCUGCGCAUCCCUGGUGGGGGUGACACGGAGGCUGGGGACGUGGACGCGCGUGGGCCCGACGGCUUGACACCACUGAUGAUCGCGUCGUGCAGCGGCGGCGGUCUAGAGACGGCGGCCGGUGGCGAGGAGGACGCCUCGGCGGUGGACGACUUCAUCUACCGGGGCGCAAGCCUCCACGAGCGGACGGAGCGCAGCGGCGAGACGGCGCUGCACCUGGCCGCCCGCUACGCCCGCUCCGAUGCCGCCAAGAGCCUGCUGGAGGCCGGCGCCGACGCCAACGCACGCGACAACGCCGGCAGGACCCCGCUGCACGCAGCUGUGGCCGCCGACGCCCAGGGGGUCUUCCAGAUUCUGAUCAGGAACCGCGCCACGGACUUGGACGCCCGCAUGCACGACGGCACAACGCCGCUCAUCUUGGCCGCCAGGCUAGCGGUGGAAGGGACGGUGGAUGAGCUUAUCAACUGCCACGCUGACGUCAACGCCGUGGAUGAUUUCGGUAAAUCGGCGCUGCACUGGGCCGCCGCCGUCAAUAACGCCGAGGCCGCUAUUGUUCUCCUCAAGAGUGGGGCAAACAAGGAUAUGCAAAAUAACAAGGAGGAAACGCCACUUUUCCUAGCAGCCCGGGAAGGAAGCUACAAGACUUGCAAAGUCUUGCUUGAACACUUUGCCAACCGGGAGAUCAGCGACCACGUGGACCGCCUCCCGCGCGACGCUGCCCAGGAGCGCCUGCACCACGAUAUAGUGAGUCUGAUGGACGAGCGCGCCCCCCCGCCGCUGCCGGCCUCCCCUGCCGCCUGCGCAUCGUCCGAAAGAACAGGGAAGCCUCCCCGAAAAGCCAAGCCCUGCCACGGGAAGAGGAGGAGCCCGCAGAUGGAGGUGGGACGCCAAAGCGGCGGGCCCGUCAGACAGCUCGGCCGUCUUGUCCCCGGCCGACUCGCCUUUGCCUUGCCUCCGCCACAUGCCGGCGUCGGCCGGCUGGCUCUCUGGUAUGAUGGGCGCCCUUUGCGCCGGUCCUCCUCAGAUGACGGCCUACGGCGGCACGUGGAUGGCAGCGGCCCAUUUCCAUCCCGCCGAGCGACACUUUCUAACGCCAUCGCCCGGCUCGCCCGAUCGCUGGUCCAGCUGCUCGCCGCGCUCCAACAUCUCCGACUGGUCGGAGGGUAUCUCCAGUCCACCUACCAGCGUGAUGGGGGGACGUCUCACAGAACACUUCAAAUGAACCACGCACAGCACUGUAGACGGAAGCCUUCCUACCCAUAGAUAUCGCAUAUCUAUGUAUAUACCAUACGCAGAGUUUAAGGGGGCGCCGGGGCCAGACUCUCGGGGGCCGAAAAGUGUCAUUGCAUGUAAUAUAUGGAGUUUCCUAUAUAUGAUUUGAAAAUUAAGAGUUUCCCGUUAAGAUAUUGUCAAUAAAAGUUGUAAAGCAAUAAAAAAAUGAA